GCGAGGUAAGCGCGACUCGGGCCUUCCGGGGCAUGGCCACCCGGGCGGGGGCCGGGGCUGCGGUCGCCGGCGCCGCCGUGGUCGCGGUACUCUCCGCCGCGCUCGUGCUCUACGGGCCGCCGCUGGACGCAGUUUUAAAAAGAGCAUUUUCGCUGCAUAAAGCACACUCAGUAAAGGAUAUGGAAAAUACUUUACAGUUGGUGAGAAACAUCAUCCCUCCUCUAACCACCCAGAAGCACAAAGGGCAAGACGGGAGGAUAGGCGUGGUCGGAGGCUGCCGAGAGUACACUGGAGCCCCCUAUUUUGCAGCAAUCUCGGCGCUCAAGGUGGGCGCGGAUUUGUCCCACGUGUUCUGCACCCAGGAGGCCGCGCCCGUGAUCAAGUCCUACAGCCCGGAGCUGAUUGUCCACCCGGUUCUUGACAGCCCCGAUGCCGUCCGUGCCGUGGGAGAGUGGCUGCCCCGCCUGCACGCCCUGGUCGUGGGGCCUGGCUUAGGCAGAGACCAUGUCCUCCUGGAAAACGUCAAGGGCAUUUUAGAAGCGUCGAAGGCCAGGGGCGUCCCCGUCGUCAUCGACGCGGACGGGCUGUGGCUGAUCGCACAGGAGCCGGCCCUCGUCCAAGGCUACCAGAAGGCCGUCCUCACCCCCAACCAUGUGGAGUUCAGCAGACUCUCCGAGGCCGUGCUGGGAGACCCCCUGGAUGGCAGGGACCGCCGUGGAGCCGUGCUGAGACUCAGCCAGGCCCUGGGGAACGUCACCGUGGUCCAGAAGGGCGAGCAGGAUGUGAUCUCCGAUGGCGCACAGGUGCUCGAGUGCAGCCAUGAGGGCAGCAGCCGCAGGUGUGGGGGGCAGGGGGACCUCCUGUCGGGCUCCCUGGGCGUCCUGGUGCACUGGGCCCUCCGCGCCGGCCCCAGCAAGACAGAUGGGCCCAGCUCCCUCCUCGUGGCUGCCUUGGGCGCGUGCGCCCUCACGCGGCAGUGCAGCCGCCAGGCCUUCCAGAAGCACGGCCGCUCCACCACCACGACCGACAUGAUCGCGGAGCUCGGGCCCGCCUUCAGCCGACUCUUUGAAGACUGAGCCGCCCCGCACCCACGGGAACCCACCGACGGGAACCCACCGGCUCUGCGUCUGGGCCGCGCAGGCGGAUGGAGGCCACAUCGGCACCUGGGACUUGGCACUUUCGGCUCAGACGCACGUGCCCGCGGGGUGUUAAGAUGGGAAACAACGCACCCCGACCUUUCCUGGCUUCUCAGCCGUGUCAGAAAAGCAUGAUGGGAACCGCAGGAGGCGGCGGCCUGCCGAGGGUCAGCAGCGCUGCUUCUGCCCGCAGGAGAGGCUCCCCUCAGAGGAAUCCACCCUCAUUCGCAGUGUUUUCUAACUUGAGGUCCCCAAAGGAGGUGCCAUUCAUUUAGCUCAUUUCUGUUUUUUUAGUGAUUAGGUUGGAAGUACCUGGGCAGAAAUAUUAAGCAUGGGCUUUUUUGGUUAAUUGAAAUAUUUCAGGAUAAUCAGUGGUCUGCUGGAACCUAGAAAUCCUUUGGGGGGGCACCUGGGAAAUCCCAGGAGGAGGUGAGGGGGCCCUGACCCCAAGCAUGGGGCUGGGCGGGGCUCCGGGAUGCCUCCCACUCCCACCUCUCUGUGUCUGUGGACAGGUCACAUGGUGGGCGGGCACCCAGGCUCCGAGUGUGGGGUCUGGUGGAGGUGGCCUCAUGGGGUCCUGAUGCUGUCCUCAUGCCUGCUGCUGCCAGGGCCCUCUGCUCCCACAGGCCAAGGCCCGAGCAAUGUCCCCAUCCCGUUGCUGGGUCAGCUCGUGCGUGCUUGUCUGCAGGAGGAGAGGGUCUCUUGGUGGCUGGGUUACUUUCUGCUGUUGCUUUUCUCCGCGGGGCGGGUUGGGGCGGGUCCCAGCGCAGCCUCUGACUGCGUUUGAUGCCGCCUUCUGCAGGCGGGGCCGUGGUGCCCGCGCUGUGGUCAGACGCCUCCCCCCAAAGGCGCCCUUCUUUAAACAGCUGUGAGCGCUGUAAGUUCACUUCUGUGUGUAGAAAAGCUUCGCUGUCGUCGUAUGGGGACUUCUCCAGCAAACACCGCCAGGGACGUUCUCACCUUCGGAGAAUCACACCUGCAUCAUGGUCACUAUUAAAGGUUUGUUUCAAAGGA
This is a messenger RNA of Phacochoerus africanus (Common warthog), 2150 nucleotides long. It is a transcript of the gene NAXD, whose product is annotated as NAD(P)HX dehydratase. Bases 33 to 1076 code for a protein of 347 amino acids. The transcript is spliced from 10 exons. The record is from RefSeq and is a predicted model, not a curated record. Gene Ontology annotation, biological process: metabolite repair. NCBI's taxonomy places the organism in Eukaryota, Metazoa, Chordata, Mammalia, Artiodactyla, Suidae. Gene Ontology annotation, molecular function: ATP-dependent NAD(P)H-hydrate dehydratase activity.